Messenger RNA from Anguilla rostrata (American eel), 12117 nucleotides. RefSeq names its product ataxin-1-like. Bases 999 to 3311 code for a protein of 770 amino acids. Gene Ontology annotation, biological process: negative regulation of transcription by RNA polymerase II; nervous system development. NCBI's taxonomy places the organism in Eukaryota, Metazoa, Chordata, Actinopteri, Anguilliformes, Anguillidae. Gene Ontology annotation, cellular component: nucleus. The record is from RefSeq and is a predicted model, not a curated record. The transcript is spliced from 3 exons. Gene Ontology annotation, molecular function: RNA binding; protein binding.
UGAAGCGUAUUGUGUGUGCGAGCAGAGAAAAGCCUUGCAUAAUUACCUCCCUGUGGGAUUUUCAAUACGUGUGUGCGUACGCGUGUUUCCAUCUGUCUGUCUCACUAUCUGUUUGUCCGUGUGCACCUCUCUUGCAAACUCUCAUUUUCUCUUCCCUCCUCCCCUUUUUUCACUCGCCUCCUCUCUCACUCACACACUCUCUCUCUCUCUCUCUCUCGUUCUCCCUGUUUCUCUAUUCCCCUCUCACUCCCUGCUCUCCUCCCUCUCUCUCCUUGUAAGCGUAGUCUGGGCAUGCUGCCAAGCCGAGUGUGUGUUUUUUGAAUGAAUACCUGAUGAAGCUGAUGAAGUGCGUUGUGGGCGGAGCACCGGGAGGGGAGUACUGCUCGGAGCUCUGGCAGUCGAGUGGCCUUGCAUAACAUACGCCGGAGUGUUGCACACGUACUGCUUCAUGUGAGCCAGGAGCGCGGGGGGACUUCCUUAUCGCCAGCCCAUGGAAACGGCUUAGCGGAGGGGGCAGCGGGGAGAUCGCGUACCGGAACGAGGAAAAGGGUGAAUUUCCAUUGCUAAAUUUGCUUUAAGGAAACGCUCUGCAUGAAAGGGAAGAAUUGGAGAGGGGCUAAGCUUUUUUUUCUCAGGGACGCGAAAAGGCAUAGAGACCCAGAGAGGAUUUUUUUUAACAGGCUAUGCAAGCAGAGACUCUGGAGAGAUUGAGUACAGUUACAGCUGAGGAGGCCCACACUCAGAGGGAGAUGAUUCCUCAUGAAAUCCAUGGAUCCUCCUCUGACAGCAGACAAGACUCCACAAGCUUCAGACUGAGAUCUGCAUCAGUCAGACGCUGAGGACGCCGGAGUGGCUAACGAGUUAGCGGGAGGACCCCGCUACAGUGAUAACUACAACUACCGGACAGAUAAAGAGAGAUUAAGAGUUAGAGAGAAAAGGAAGAGAGGGAGAAAACUGACAUUAGAAAACGAGACUGGACUUACCAGCAGUAGAACAACAUGAAGUCCAACCAGGAGAGGAGUAAUGAGUGUUUGCCCCCAAAGAAACGGGAAAUUCUGGCCAUGGAAGAGAAGGCUGUGGUGGUGGCAUCGGCCAGCGAGAGCCAACGAGGGGAAAACCUGGCAUGGCUUGCAAGCGUGGCCAGUGGGCAGAACACUGGAGGGCAGCACGAUGGACACAUACACAAACCCCUCUCCUCAACAACGGAGUACUCCUCUUCCUCCUGCUCUUCAUCCUCCUUGUCCUCCCAGUCCAGAGUCGCAGUGGCUGGAACAGCGCUGACCACUCUGCCUACGGUGUACUCUUCGCCCCUCUCCCAAGCUGCCGGGACCAUCCAGUAUACCCAGCUGCCACCCAACGUGCAGUUCAUCAGCCCAGCCUACGGGGGGCACUACGCCGGCUACAUCUCCUCCCAGCUCAUCUCCCCAACGGCCACGUCCACCCCUGCCCUGGUCCAGCGCCCUCACCUGGAGGCCUAUGGUAGCGCUGUGGUUUCACAGGCCUCUAAAGGGGACCAGCACCACCUGCUGGGCACCCCUCCUCCACCCCAGUCUACCCACCAGUACGUCCAGAUGGCCGGCUCCCCUCUGAGUGUGACGGCGGGGACGGUGGCCUCACCUGGCGGCCAUCUGCCCUUGCAUUCGGCCGUCCUGCCCCACACCCUCACCCUCACGCCUUCGCAGGUGGUCGUCCAGUACGCCGAUAGCCCGGUGGCCAAGAAAGACGAGGGCCGGACAAGGGAGCUGCUGAAUGGCGAGGUGGAGAAGGGUCGGCGCUACGGGCUGCUGCUGGAGGCCAGCCUGAUCAAGCAGAGUGGAGUGGCCAAGGCAGCGCACGGCCAGCCGCAGCAGCACUACGAGACCCAGCACGUGGUCAUCCCAGCCGACUACACACAGGAAACAUCAGGGCUUCGAACCUCUCUGAUGCUGGUGCCCAACAGCCAUGGCAACAGCGGCGGUGCUGAGCAGGACUGCGGCCCAGAGAAGCCCCCAUCCUCUGUGGCUCACAGUGAGAAGGGGGGUGCAGCUCUGACCAAGCCCAUCUCUGGCAAGGCUUCAUCCUUUACCUUCCCCUCUUCCACGUCCUCAGAGGGGCUGAAGACGCACAUCGCCUCUCUGUCCCCACACACCGUCAUCCAGACCACUCCCAGUGCCGCCGAACAGAUCUCCAUGGGCGUCACCGCCCCCAGCUUCUACCACGCCCCCCAGCCGCCCAUCAUCGGCUACAUCGCAAGUGGCGGGCAGCAGCAGCAGACGGUCAGUUACCACGCCACCCUGCCCCAGCACCUGCUCAUCCCGAGCGGGCAGUCCCUGCUGGUCCCAGUCAGCGCCAGUGGCGGAGGGGAGCAGGAGCCCCCCCAUGCUGUGGUUACCUCCCCCCAGCAAAACGCUGUGUCUGCCUCGCACUCCUACAUCGCCACGGCGAUCCCAAAGUGUGAGCUCGUGGGGGUGAGUGAGCAGCAGGCCACAGGAGCCUACCCGGCUACCGCCACCGCCGGAGGCCUGGUGCAAGCCCAGCUCAACCUGCCUGUGCCUGCAGCCCCUGCCCCCUUGCUGCCCCCCUACUUCAUGAAGGGCUCCAUCAUCCAGCUAGCGGACGGGGAGCUGAAGCGGGUGGAGGACCUGCGGACAGAGGACUUCAUCCAGAGCGCCGAGAUCAGUGGAGAGCUGAAGAUCGACUCCAGCACGGUGGAGCGCAUCGACGGAAGCCCCACGCCCAACUCCGCCAUCAUCCAGUUCGCUGUGGGAGAGCACAGAGUGCAGGUGAGUGUGGAGGUGUUGGUGGAGUAUCCCUUCUUCGUUUUCGGGCAGGGUUGGUCGUCCUGCUGCCCGGACAGGACCACCCAGCUGUUUGAGCUGUCGUGUGCCAAGCUGUCAGUGGGUGACGUCUGCAUUUCCCUCACCCUGAAGAACCUGAAGAAUGGCUCUCUGAGGAAGAGCCAGUCUCAGGCUGCUGGAGUCCCACUGAAGCCCCCCAAGGCAGAAACACAGCACAGGGACAGGGGGGGCAACUGCAGAGAGCAGGAGAAUGGACUAGGGCAGUGGGCAGGAGGGGUGGAAGGCAGGGUGGGGGGCAUCAUCUCUGAGAAUGGAGAACUGAAGUCUGGGGAAAAGACCUGCUCACCCGAGGCACUAAAAACAGAAUCUGGAGGCACUGAUCGACCUUCUGGUCGCAAGAGGAGAUGGUCAGCCCCAGAAGGUCGACAGGUGGAGAAGUCCGGUGAGGGGCCAUCCCCACCCCUGCCCAAAACCACAUUUAUCCCUCAGGAGGUUAAGAUCUGCAUCGAAGGCAGAUCAAAUAUAGGCAAGUGAACAGUCACAGGAUUUUUGCAAAUGGGGGAAUGAGAGCAACGAUUCACUUACGUGUGAUUUUUUUGUUUUGUUUUUCCUAUCCAGAUUACUGUACUGUAGGCUACAUUUACUACAUAUUUUCAUGCUAUAAUUUUACUUUAGGUCCGUGUAAUACCUACACAUAGAGUUUUGACAUUGUUUGAUAUUGCACAGGCUGUUGAAAUAGUUCCACAAUUCUUGGGCAAGUUUGUUUGAGGGAUUGCAGUGUAUCAAACAUAUAUACAUAGGCAGGUGGCUUGAGCACCGCUUGACUCUAUUAUGAAAAAUAAGCUGGUCUCCUUGCUUUAUAGCCCAUUUACAUGUACAUUAUCAUCACCUUUAAAGGGCCCGACAUGAACAGACUGUUCGGCACAUUGUCCAAGGUUGCAGGAGACACAGGAUGUUGAAAGGCUAUGGUCCAGUUCUGAGUGUCACUGAGAGAUGGGGGUAGAGUUCAUGUCACAUGACUAGCUCAGUCAUGUUAUUGGUGCCGAGUAUUCUUUCACCCCUUGUAUUCUGACCACACCCCUCUUGCUCGACGGAGGCGAGGGCAGAACAUCACCUUGAGCUCACCUCCUCAUAGCAUCUGUGCUCUGAGGCUGCAGAAUGUGGAAUGUCAGCACUUUACCUACCGCAUUUGGUGGAAUGGCGGAACCACUCCUGCCAUGCACCCUCCCUUCCCCCAAGAUCACUGUUUCCAUGGCAAUGGGGGAUGCAGGUGGGAGUUGACAUGAUGUCAGCCAGCUCAUGCGUUCUAUCCCUUUUUUAAGGUUUGUGUGUCUAUUUUUUUGUUUGUCAUAUGUUAGUCUCAUAGAUAGCAUUUACCUUUUCAUGGGGCCCUGUCUGGAUUACACAUCGUGUGGAAAGACAGUGGACGCCUUGGAUACACUGCUUAUGUCUCAGAGAUAUGUGGUGGCAGCCAGAGACCGAGGACGACAUACGCCUCAGUAGCAGAGUGCAGACUGUGGGAGGAGAGUGAGGCCUCAUCAGGCUCAUAAUGGAUCAAACUGCCACACGCUUUCAUUGAUUGACUUACACAACACGUUUCAACACGUUUUUUUCUCCAUGUCAAAGCACUUUGAUUUGAUCAAGUCAGCGAGUCUGACUGCCUCACUCUCCUAUUAGUAAGGGCAGGGGCACCCAGGGCCUCGCUGUCACUGUACUCAAUAUGAAGACAAGUUUCAGUUCACUGUGGGUGGCAGGCAAAGGCACAAACCUAAAGAGCACCUGGGGGUGGUUCUGCAAAAAAUUAUCUGGAGUUAAUCUUGCAAGUAUGAACAUAUAUAUUCUGUUGGAUUUAAAAGGAAAAAUCCGUUUUGAAAGCAAAGCAAACAUUUUGAACCACAAGAAAUUGUUUUGUGAAGCAAACCAAGCAUUGUAAAGUUGGACAACUUUUAAAGGCUUGGCAAUGUUCAACCAAACACUUUUUCCCUGGGUUUGGUACCAUUCUGGGUGCCUUUUCCAAUGCUCACAGAAUCCACUGCUGAACUUUGAUGUGUCUGUUGUACAGCCCCAGAGAUGGUGGAGUCAGAAGGUCACUUUAUAAAGGGAAACAAUGCUGAUCAGAGAGGGGGUGGAGGAUCUCUACACACAGCACUAUGUUUACAUUGUUUUUGCUAUAGAACUGGCUUUGCCUACAUAGAGACACUGCCUCUCUGUCAGAUAUUUUACAUUCAAAGCACAUUUAAUUUGUAAUGUCACGUUCCCAUUAUCUGAACAUUAUACACUCUUUGGGUGGUAUUUAUCCCCUAGCCACUGAUUUACUUUAAUAAGCAGAUUUCCUCUUGGCCCCUACUGUUGAAACUGCAAAUGGGGCAGUUUCAAUAGAAAUGAUAUGAAUCAUUUUACACUACUCUCUGGCCUAAGAGGCAUCUCCGUAGCACAAUGAAUUUUUAUGUUUGUUCCAAUUUCAGUAGCUGGACAUUUUAAGACUCUUUCUCAUGAUGGUGCACAGAAAAGGUUUUCAUCUUCCUUUUUUUCAAAUGCUUUUUAUGUAUAAUUGGCCCCUCACAUUUUUAGGAACACAACCUGUUGGUAGACAACUCAAGAUGAUCGAAUGAUUUCAAAUCUCUCUUGUACAGUAUGUCCAAACUGUUCUCUUAGUUAAUGUCCACAGCCCAAAAGUGCAAUGUACAAUCACAAUGUGCUGGUAGGGAAAGGUACAAAGGGGGUUUUGUUUGAGAAACUGAGUGUGCUAAGGAAUCAAACAGAGAUUAUUUUCUUGUAGAAUUUAUCUCGUGUAAUUGAUCCAUAAACGGAAUUAUCACUUGUCCACUCCCUCACGAGUGCAGGAUCACUGGAGUUUGGACCAGUUAUGUGAAACAUAUCCUGCUUGUCAUAUAGUUUUAAGUGUCUGAUUAGAGAGACCCCUUUGAAUGAUACCGCCCUGUUACAAUUUUCCUCACAGUUGAAGGUGCAGGCCACCGGCCAGUCCCUGACCAGACAAUCAGUCCUGCCAUAUGAUGUCAUGAAACAGCAGCAGUCAUCCCUAGUGAUGGAGAGGGCUUUUAUUUAUUUUUUUCUUUCCUUCCUUUUUACUAAUAUUUUACAAGAGAAUUUUGGAGUGUGUUUUUAACUCUGAUAAUUCUAUUUUCUUUGUUGUUGUGUUGCCUGUUUGUUCCUACUUGGUUUAACCCUCAUGAUCUUUUCAGUGUUUUGUGGGAUAUCUGACAGGAAGGAUUUGUUAAUAAGAACGUUCUCACUUUGAACAUCAGAGGGAUAUGGAAACUAUGUGAAAAGAAGUCAGAGACUGAAAAGAUUAUUUGAUAAUGGAAAUUGUUCCCUUAUCAAUGUUCAAGGGUCUAUCCACAAACAUGUGAGAGGUGUCUGUCUCCUACAUAUAUGUAUCUUCAUAUAUAUGUAUGUGUAUGUUUGUAGGUUUAUGCAUACACAUAUGUAUUUAUGGCACAUGUAUAUUUUGUGCAUGCAUAUUGUUUUCUGGAAUAUGCAUUCAUAAAUGCAUGUGUGCACAUAUACACAUGCACACUUUUCCAUGAAACACUGAAAUGGCCUGCCUGUGUUUUGUGAUUGGAAACAAUAUGUAGUGAUUUCCCUGUUCUGUACUGUAGUUUGUGUGCAUAUUUGUGUAUAUACUGUAUUGUACAGUAUACACACAGUAUAUAUAAUGAAAAGAUACAGUGUUUUCUGUUUAACGUUAUACUUUUAGAAUCUUGCAAUUUGCACAGCUGGAGAGUUUGAGACUUUUCUUUUUUGUGGGGGGGGGGGGGGGGUCUUGGGGAUGCAAUGAAUGUUGGGAAUUAAUUUACCUAAAUGUAGCAGUGACCAGUACUUUACAGUGACAAGUUCUGCCCGCAAGCCCUACAUGCGGGUCUUCUCUUCUCUUUAUAAGGACUUCAAGCAUUGACUGCUGCGGUCACGGCUACAGUGGGCAGAAGUAAAUCUGUGCCCUUGUGCCCAUGUGUGAAUUUGACUUGAUCUGCUCAUCUACUUUGAGGAAGGCAUUACUUUCAUGUAGCAGAUAAGCAGGCUACGGGGGCAGAUGGGAUCAAGUCCAAUUCACACAUGUGCAAUAAGGGCACAGAUUUAUUUCUGCUCACCGUAGCUACAGCCUUCAAUGCUUAAAGUCCCUAUUAUCAUGUAGAAAAGGAACAGGAAGAACUACACGUAAACAAUUACAGUUAUGUGGCUCUCUGAUUGGCCCAAGAGGCCUGCCAGCCAAGAGAGAGGUGUGUUCUCUUGUGAUACAACACAGUGAAUCAAUGUACAUGAGUCAAGUGCAUGAUCGAAUACACCCAUACAGAUUUGAAAUGCUUUAUUUUUGCAGUGAAACAGGGUUUCUUGGAUUGUUAAUACAACAUUUAGUAAUAUUGUCUUUGAGAGAUUGAUUUGAGGGAGACUGUUUGGAUAGAGCAGUUCUGUUUGCUUGCAGAAUUUACACAUCAUCUUAGAUCCUGGUUGUGCAUAGAUGCAGUCAUUUCAUGAUCCACAACAAUAAUGCUGUUAGUGUAUGUAACUUUCAGGGAAUUCUUUACAUUUAUGAGGUUUAUCGAUCUAGGGUUUUUUAAUGUGUAGAAGUUAUUUAACAACCCAGAUAGCAAGCGACUCCAUGGCGGACCUGUGCUAAUUCUGGCCCGAAGUCAGCACAGCCAGCGCGGAACUGGUUCGGAGUCGCUUGCUAUCUGGAAAGUGUGCUAAUCAAAUCUACCAGCACAAGCAAAAUCUGAGUGGAACUCUUGUCUUCAUUGUUGAAUGAAUUAACUCAACCAAAAGAGUACCCCAAAUUAUUCUUAGCAGAAAUGAACAGAGACAGGAUUCUGUUUAGAUUGUUUGACUGUUUUGUUUUACAGUUGCAUGGCCUACCAUUUAGAAAAUUCAGGGAAAUGUAAUAAUAACACUCUUAUGAUACAAUAUGCAGUGAUGGUCUUGGUAUUUUUGGUAUUUCUUGGUAUUUUAUUUUGAUAGGACUUGUGUGUCCCGACAACCCCACUCCACGUAAUGACCUUAUCAGCCCUUUAUGAUUAGUGCUUGACCAGCCUAAUUUCCCCAGUUCGGGAACUUUCAGUAUCGCGCCAUUUGUUUAUUUGUUUUGAUUCUGAUCGAUUCACCUUGAUUUGAUUUUCGAUUAUCAGGCUGUAGAUGAGCAGGCCACGGCUGGAGAAUCGGUGACGCAAAGGCAGAAAAGAUGCUUGAGGCUGUCACUGCUCCACUGCAGUCUUUAACAGCUGAUUGAAUGUACAAUAGUAUAGUGAGAAGCUAUGAAAUAAAGCAACCUUUAGUGUUUUUUUUUUUCUUCCUCCCAGUCGAGGUAUGGUAAUGGGAUGCUUUGGAAGUGACGUAUGAGGUUGUAAGGCCAUCUCUAUCUUGGCAUCAGUUCAGCCAUUUGGUUUCAUUUUUACUAUGUGCAAUACCAAUAAUUUCUCUCUCCCGUUGUGCCAACUCAGAGUGGUGAGUGAGUCAUUACCCUCUGCCUGCCCCCCCCCCCCAUCCCUACCCCCACCCCCAUUGACUUAUCUUUCUGUGUUUCUGGAGAUUUGUCUUUUACAGUCCUCAGCACAAAGCUCUUGCCUCAAACUGGAGAAUAUGCAGACAGGGAGUGUCAUACCUGGUUAUCCAUGUGCCUCUUAACCACUUCCAGCUUGCAAUACAUCAUCCCCAAACAGCAUCCCGCCCUUCAAUGAUCUUAAAACAUUAAAACAUGCAAUUUUCUGUACACAUGAACAUCUUCACAUAGUCAAGCUAUCAGCGUACGUUCCUGAGAGCUUUUUAUUUUCCUUUAUUUUCAGAAAGUAGACACGAAAGGAGGAGUAAUUAACUUUUCCUGAAAAGCAUUGUACUUAGGAGUUGUUUUUUAUUUUUUAUUUUUGUACAGAAUAGAUCAGUGCUUUAGGGAGCUGAUAAUGAUGUCACUUGCCAAAGUGAACGCAACAAUAUAUGUUCAGCAAUGUUUUGUCUCCCAAGUACAAGGCUAGUAGCAGUAUGUGUGAUGGAAGGCAGACUGUAGAAUCAUUCUCUAGCAGGCUGUCACUGAGCAGGGAUGCCUUACUGAGUGCAUCUGGUGUCUUCUAUUCUUAACACCUCAGCAUCCCCUCCACCUUUACUUUUCAUGGGCAACAUUUUCAGUGUGAAAUGUUUUAACAAUAUGGAGGAAAAUUAUUUUUGGUCACAUGAUAAAACCAAUUGCAUGUGACAUCAUCCCUCACUCCCCACCGAAGGCCAAAAAUCUUAGAUUUUACUCAGGGAAGGGGCUGGUGUGUGUGCGUAUGCGUUUGUGUGUGCGUGUGUGUGCAUUAGCAGGGGCGUGUGCUCAUACAGUAGAUAUGGUGCACGGAAGCAGCACUUUUAUGGCCCAGGAGCAGAGGUGGUCCUCUUUCCCCUUGAAAUGCAGAAAAAAUGUCAUUUUGAUUGCCUAACCUCCUAACUUGCUUUUGGCCUUUUUUGGUCCUUAUUUGAUGGGAUUGUUCCCGGACGACAGACCUCAAAGUGUUGAACACUUAGUAAUGCCGAGACAGACUCUCUGGGGGUCUGUCUGCAUCUCGCCAGCACCUCUAGUGGCCGUGCUUUGUCACUGUAACCUCAUUAUGUACCCUAAUAGCUUGCAUUUGUUCAUAACCCUUUGUGAGUAGUGAUACUGUUGUCAUGGUGAGAGACUGACAAUGAAAAAAACCUCAUAAAGUGGGGACCACUUUUAAAAAAUGCACAUAAACUUGUUUAUUAGUGUAGAUUUAGUAAUACUGUUUAUGCACUUUUGAUGCCGAGAAAGGCCUCGUCCGUUGUUUAUAAGGCCUGGUCCUUUUGAAGUCUGACACUUUUUUCAAAAAUACAGAAAUGAUAGAGAGAGAGAGAGAGAGAGGCUAUGAGAUAAGACUAUGAGUAAUAUGCGCUGUGUGAUGAACAUUGUCAUAGGAAGUAGCAGAGUUACUGUUACUUUGCAGAAACAGCCGUUCCACCCCAUCCACUGCCCCUCUCCCAAGCCCCCUCGCUCAUUCCUGAGUCUACGGAGCAAUAGUAGAGGGUUUACGGGUGGCUGCUGUAGCCUCAUGGUUCACCAAUUCAAAACAAAUUGCACACCUCUUCUCUCUGGCUUACCUUCUGUUUUUGAUUUGUUGCGGGUUGUUUUUUUUAUAGAUAUGAUAAUAUCAUAAUAAUUAGUGGUAAAAUGAUAAUUACAAUGUAUUAUUAUUAUUAUUAUUAUUAUCAUUAUUAUUAUAUGUAGCAUUGUCACCUUUUAGUAGGGAUGUAUAGAUCUGCUUUUUGAAUGUUUUGAUGGAGCAGGUGCAGAACUGUUGGAAUGCACUCAUUUGAGGUUUAUACAUCUGUUGUGGUUGUUUCAUUGUUUUCAUUUUCAGUUGCACAAAUGAAAUAGAGAAUUCGAUGUGACGUUCAGUAUUUGGAGAGAAUAAGUAUGCAUUUUGAGGUGUUUGUUUUUCAAAUUUGCUAUCAAUUUGGCACUCACCCAGAUCCACUGUUGAGCUUGACUGUUGUUGACGUCUUGACGAUGUUCAGGCAAUUUGCUGGAAGUAACACUCAGGCCCUGACACAGACAAGCCCACUGCUUGUUUUUGUUUAGCCCUACAUUAGGACUGUUUUAUGUGGACUGGUCUCUUUUGAGUCAUAUUAUUUUAUAAGCAUAGUUAUUAGCAUUUUUAUUAGGAAUUGAAUCUGUUUGAACUGGCCAAAGUUGCUUAACAGCAGAAAAAAGUCACAUAGGACACAGGCUAUGCUUGUGUGACCGUAAAGUUGACUGGAAGGUCUAGCUCUAGUUUUAUGGCAGUGGUCGUCACAAGAUAGCACUGUUGUUCUUCCUUUAAAUGACCGAGUGUCUGCACUCCCAUUUUAGGCUCCUUAUCAAACCGUACCUUACUGUCUCCAAGUGACAAGUUAGCGAGGAGCACAGCUAACACUGUUUAUUGGCCUGGUCAUAUGAAACCAUUCCUUUCUUAGCCGCUGCUUCGCCGGCGAGUCCACACAGCAGGCACUUUGUUCAAGCGGCGUUAUUGAAUUACACUGUUUGUUUCACUCUUGACUUGAUUUUAUGUCAUCCAGACACCCUUCCUCCGCUUUAUAAAGAAAAAAAAAGAAAAACAGGCCAUCAGGCAGACAAAUCUGGGGUCCUUGUCAGGCUAAAAUCACCAGACAACAGAAUUGCUGAGGUCUAUGCUCUCAAAGCCAUCAUAUAGACAGUGUGGGAAUUCCACCGGUAUUAUAACAAUGUAAUCUCAUUGAAAACACAGCAUAUCUAAAUGAGUAACACAUUUGAAUGUCUUUUUUUUUACACAUUAGCGUUUCUCCAAAAACUCACCCACCUAGCCUGUGAAACAGAUUGCCCUCUUGUUAUCUUGUUAAAGAUAUAUGGGUAUAGGGUGUAAUUAUCAAUUAAUCCGAAUGGAGAGUGUCAGGAAAUGUUGUGGCUUGUGUUUCAGUCAUUUAAAUGUAUGACAUAAAAGUAGGGCCUCAUCUUGUGGCUGUUAACUUAAAGUGCAAUGUGUCCCCCUUGUGUUUUGGCUGGUCGAAUGAUGGCGAAUAUGAUGUUGUAGUCUCUCUCUCCCCCCCCCCCCCCACAUUUCCCACAAAUUUUACUGACAUGCACGCUGUUCCUGUUGUUUGUUCUUUCAAUCGUUUUUUAUUUUACUUUUUAUUUUUGUUGGUUAUGUUGAGAAGAAUGAAAGACAGAGGAAGCCAUGAUUAUGUAACAUGGUGACGGUGUUCUAUUGAAAGUGUCAUAGCCCUGGGCAGUGAAGUACAGGUGUUGAUGUGACGAGGUGAAGUCUUCCGUUGGCGUAGCUACAGAGGGUGUGUCUGUUUUCUCAUUUCUUGCCAUCAGACAGAGAAAGUAUACUACAAGCAGCUCUGCCACAUGGCAAGAGACCAUGGAAGAGGGGAAAUGCUUUGCACCGUACUAUUAAAAGCAGAAUUAUCUUGAGUAGAGAGCUUAUAUUGAAAGGAAUCUUUUUUCUCUUCUGUUUCUCCUCAUAUGCGUGCAAACUCUCUGUAAUUUCAGUGUAAUAUAUUGUACUUGCACUAGCUUUUUUAUAUAAAAAAAACAACAAAUAUAAAAAAAUGGAAGAAUUCAAGUUAUAUUUUCUAAUUGUGGUGUGUCUAUUUGUAGGAUACACUCAAGUCUGUUUAUUGGAUUUUAUGGUCCUUUUCUUUGAUGGUGCUUGCAGGUUUUCUAGUUAGAAAUUAUUUCAUUAUUAUGAAUAAUAAAACAAUAUUUGUUUCAUGAUUUGAACAAAUUUGUUUUAAAAAAAGAAAAAAAAAAUGUCUGUAUACCAGUACAAGUUUAUUGUUUCAGUAUACUCGUACUAAUAAAAUAACAGUGCCAAUUGCA